Molecule: messenger RNA, 2215 nt
Organism: Rhopilema esculentum
Lineage: Eukaryota; Metazoa; Cnidaria; Scyphozoa; Rhizostomeae; Rhizostomatidae
Product: protein FAM241B-like
Cellular component (GO): intracellular membrane-bounded organelle
Source: RefSeq, a predicted model, not a curated record
AAACAGAAAAUCUGGUUGUGUGAAAUUUUUUGCUCGUCUCCCGAAAAACUUAACAAGGAAAUUGUACUCAAGUAUUGCAGGCCAUAAACCCUGGAGAUACCUUGUUCUUUUUUCUUUCAAUGCUACUACAUGCUGAAGACUUGCAACUAAGCAUGAGAAUGAGUAUGGACGAGGGCGCUUGUACCAUAAAUCCUUUUAGCCCCCCUAGCCCCUUCCUAAUUUGGGAUGUUUUAGAGGGGCUUAAUUGAAGUGGCCUGGAGCAUAUGGGCAGGUUGCUGAUGAAAAUUCCAAAGAGAAAACAUGACCCCAUUUGUGAGGAUAUUUAAGCUCAAUUACCUGAAAAGCAGCAGUAGCGAAAACUGAACGCAUCUUCCACUGAAUGUUUUCGCAUGGGAGACAAUUUUGGCUUCUGACCUGUCUUGGUUGCACGGUCAGCCUCUUUCCCAUCCAACUUUCGUAUAGAAAAACGAGAAACAUUACGUGGAGCAAAAACACAAACACAUAUUUUUGUCACAAAGUUGGUUAGAUGUUAAAAUAUUACUAGUGAAGAUACUACACUAUUUAGAAUUUUUUUGGAUUGAGGCAAUCUGUUAUUUGAAUAUCAAUUGGUUUGAUUUUGGGCAUAAAGGAAAAAACAUGGUGAAAAUAAUUGACGGGGAAAUCGUACAAGAUGAUGACCCACGGGCGAUUGAGUGGGAAAGACAGCAACGACAGGGACAAGGCUGGAAUGAUCCACGUCUUAGAAACAGUAGAAAUAACUCUAAGCAACAGUCAACAACGCAAUCACCUGCUGGUGCGUUUGGAAGGAUGGGACAAGGCCCGAUGGCACAAGGACAAGCGAAUCCCCAACAAGGGGCAUCGCCGUUUCAGGCACUCAACGAAAAGCUCAGUGAUUUUGGACUAAGGCCGUGGAAUGUUGGAGAUCAUGUAAUUGAACCGAUAUUUCAAGUAGCGCUUAUUUUAGCACUUGUGUUCUUUGGAUUUCAGGGACUUAUCGUUGUAGGGGUCUUAUGGUAUAUGUUUGGAAGGACCCCAAGGCAUGCAUAGUAUAUGUAUAGAAGUUGUAUUUUUACCUUAAUUUAGGAUCUAAAAACUUUCUUUAUAACAAUUAAAACAUUCCGUCCAGCUAUCAAAUAAAUUUUAUUAAUCAUCUAGGUAAAAUUUCACUUUAAAAAUGUAUAAAUAAAAUCACAAGUGUUCAGAGAGUUUUGUCUACAAUGUAGCUUUGAUAGAAAAAUGCCUUAAGCAUUUUUUAUCUUUCCCAUUGAUUCUUUGAUUAUUAAUCUACAUAAAAUCAAUUGUUCGUGUCCAGUUCUUCUGUCUGUUUUGCAAUUCAGAUUUGAAAUGUAUUCACAAUUCAGACAAAGGAACUGGACAUACUUUUAAACGCAAUUGAUGAUAUUCAGAUGAAUAGUAGUGUAACUGAACCAAACUUUUUCAAAAGAAAAGGAUUAGUCACUCUAUCAUGUUUUAUUUGCAUCAAUUGUGCAGGUCAUUAAAAAGUUAUUUUACAUAAAUUGUAGCAGACCUUAUGAAAUAUAAAAAAUGUUGUCAUAACUAUCAUUUUGCCCCCUUUUCUGUGAGGCCACCUUCUUUGCAGGGUAAAUAUUGACAAAGCAAGUACCAUUAGAAAGCCAGUUUUUGUUACAGAAAUUAUUUUCUUAGGCCAACUUAUAGGAAAGUACAAUAUGGCUAGUUUUUUAUUCUCAUCAGGCAAAGAAUGAGAUACAACUUUUUGUUGGGGAGGGGGGGGUGAACUGAAGGUGAGAAACCAAAUCAAGAACUGAACAAGACUCAAUUAGGUGAUUGUGUUUUAGUUUUAGUUCAUGAGGUCCACAUAAGAACAUACAAGGGGUUCACUAGUUUCCAACCACAGUUAAUUACCAAUUCAAUUCACAAAUCAUGCUUUCCUGUGGUUGUUGAAAAAACGCACCAUGUUACGUUAAGAAUAAUAACUCAGAUAAAACUCAAUAAAGAAGAUUGUGUCUUUGAAAGUUAUCACUAAUCAUUAUUUUAACUCUUCAACAUAUAAAAAUAAAUCCAAUUCACAACAAAUGUGAUAAAAUUGAAGCAAAAACUACAUGUUUUCUUCUAUGCCUUUAACACUUUCAAGAAGACGAUGCUUAUUGCCUUUCCAUCCCCAUCUGGAAAAAAUUUCUUUACAAUAUUUGCUUUUCCAGUGAUGAUGUAUUCCUAUUUCUAAACUUCAGACAGA